Colletotrichum spaethianum is the source of this 645-nucleotide messenger RNA. Its product is annotated as cell wall mannoprotein 1. Gene Ontology annotation, cellular component: extracellular region. Lineage: Eukaryota; Fungi; Ascomycota; Sordariomycetes; Glomerellales; Glomerellaceae. The record is from RefSeq and is a predicted model, not a curated record. The transcript is spliced from 2 exons. The coding region runs from base 1 to 645 and encodes 214 amino acids.
AUGCAUUUCACCAACGUGCUCGUCCUGCUUGCCGGCUCCGCCAUUGCCAUGCCCGCUUCUCUCAACAGCAAGCGUCAACUCGAUACCAUUCAGGGUGCCCUCAAGAACGUCCAGGACUCCCUCGGCCAGCUCGACACCACUGUCAAGGCUCUUAGCGCCUCCGACACCAACACCGCCGCCAACCUUCUCGAGGCCUCCAACAAGGUCCAGGCCCAGCUCAAGCAGGGUACCACUCAGAUUCAGGGCGCUCAGGAGCUCUCCAUCGGCGAUGCCCUCACCCUUCAGCAGUCUGCCGGCGGCCUGACCACUGCCGUUCAGACUGUUGUCGACGACCUCGUCGCCAAGAAGCCCGAGCUCGACAAGCUCCAGGUCACCUCCGUCGCCGUUGACCAGCUCAAGCAGCAGAAGGCCGUUGCCGGUGACUUCAGCACCGCUAUCGUCUCCAAGAUCCCCGCCAUCGGCCAGGGCAUCGCCCAGCAAUCGGUUGACCAGGUCACCACCUCUCUGGACGGUGGUAUCCAGAAGCUCUCCGAUGGUACCCCCGGCGCCGCCGCUCCUGCCGCGCCCGCUGCUCCCGCUGCUCCCGCUGCCCCCGCCGCGCCCGCUGGUGCCGCAGAGCAGUUCCACGCUGAGGUCAUUGCCUAA